AUGUUCGGUCACGAAAAAGUUCGCCAUGUCUCAACCACUGCAAUUCCACCAUGUAUUCAGCCAGAACCAAGUAGAGUCGACAUAAUUGACUUAAAUCCAUGGGAUCUUGAAAAUCUUCCAUUUCCUUAUAUGCAAAGGGGAUUUCUGUUUACUAAAGAUACGCAGCACCAACAAGAAAAACCAGUAGAUUUGUUCAAUCACCUAAAAGAUUCAUUAUCACAGACACUGGCAUACUUCUAUCCUCUUGCAGGUCGCCUUGCAAUUAGAAAACAUGAAGAUGAUGAUGAGGAAACUGUAUCUGUGUACAUAGACUGCAAAAACUCUACAGGUGCGGAAUUUGUAGCUUCUAUUGCAGACAUAACCGUAUCCGACUUCCUCGGCUCAUCUUAUGCAGAUCCCUGUAUAGUUCACGAAUGUUUCUUUCCACUUGAUGGUGCGUUAGGCCAUGACGGUCAGUCUCUUCCAUUGCUUUCGGUUCAGGUAACCAAAUUGAUUGAUGGCAUAUUUAUAGGAUGCAGCAUGAACCACACUGUCUGUGAUGGAACUUCUUUUUGGCAUUUCAUAGCCUCAUGGGCAGAAAUUUCUGGAGGUGGUGCUACUUUCGAUCGCCCUAUUCUUGAACGCUGUUUUUUCGACACUGAUCCUCCAAUUCGCAUCCCUAUCUCCACUUUCAAACUUCUACCACACAGAUAUCCUCAUAGUACUAGUCCACUUGAAGAGAGGAUCUUCCAUUUUGAGCAAGAAAGCAUUGCAAGACUGAAAACAAAGGCUAAUUUAGAGAUCACCGUCAGUGAGAGUAAUAUUUGUACUACUAUCUCGUCUUUGCAAGCUCUGUUAGCUCAUAUUUGGUUAGCCACGACCCGUGCAAGGAAAUUAGAUCCAAAUGAAGAGACGAGUUAUUGGUUGGCUAUAGGUAACAGAUCUAGGAUGAAUCCACCUUUGCCUGAAACCUACUUCGGCAACUCGAUGCUGGAUGUUGGAGCAACUGCUAAGGCAGGUGAGUUGCUCGAAAAAGGACUUGGAUGGACAGCUUUGUUAUUGAACCAAGUGGUCGCAUCCUACGAUAACGAAAAAGUUCUAAGUAUUUGGAAAUCCUGGGUGGAGAGACCCAGAUUCAUUUUAACUGGGAAUUCUCCGCCCCCAAAGAACAUUUUGGUGUCGGGGGGAUCUCCAAGGUUCAAUGUGUAUGGCAAUGAUUUUGGUCGGGGCAAGCCUGUUGCAGUGCGGACUGGGCACUCUAGCCACUAUGACGGUAAGGUUCUUCCGGUUCGUGGCUCGGUGGAAGGGAGUAUAGAUUUUGAAAUUUGUUUGUCUCCUGAGAUUAUGAAAGCUAUAGAGGAAGAUAAAGAAUUCAUGGAUUUUGUCACCAUUUUAUCUACUCCAAGCUAGUGUUUAAGCUUAUCCAUCAAUGCAUCUGAUACGGGACGUAUCUAGAAGACCUGUUAUGCGAGUCAAGUGGCUAGUCCACAUCUCUUAAUUAGAUUCAUCUGUUAGGAUUUACUUUAAUUUCUGUUAGUUGGUUACAGUAGUCCAAUAAGUCUAGGGAUAAGUCACUGGAGAGGAUAUUUAGGAGUUGAUACACAUCAAGUAGUUCAGGUCAGUCCAACCUAUAAGUAGUGUUAUUCCCGUUUCUUCUUCUUAGCUUGCGAGCUCGUUAUUUGAUUAAUAUUAUUGAU
Papaver somniferum (opium poppy) is the source of this 1676-nucleotide messenger RNA. RefSeq names its product protein ENHANCED PSEUDOMONAS SUSCEPTIBILTY 1-like. The record is from RefSeq and is a predicted model, not a curated record. The coding region runs from base 1 to 1389 and encodes 462 amino acids. The transcript has a single exon. NCBI's taxonomy places the organism in Eukaryota, Viridiplantae, Streptophyta, Magnoliopsida, Ranunculales, Papaveraceae.